Messenger RNA from Trichomycterus rosablanca, 2299 nucleotides. RefSeq names its product UF2 component of NDC80 kinetochore complex (gene nuf2). Lineage: Eukaryota; Metazoa; Chordata; Actinopteri; Siluriformes; Trichomycteridae. The transcript is spliced from 15 exons. Gene Ontology annotation, biological process: meiotic chromosome segregation; attachment of mitotic spindle microtubules to kinetochore; mitotic spindle organization. Gene Ontology annotation, cellular component: kinetochore; Ndc80 complex. The record is from RefSeq and is a predicted model, not a curated record. The coding region runs from base 700 to 2154 and encodes 484 amino acids. Gene Ontology annotation, molecular function: protein-containing complex binding.
CUAGGCUACAACUGCCCCAACUCUUCAGUAAGUACUCCCAGGAUGAAACGAUUAGAUCUAAAUAAUUAGAUUAGAUUAGACUAGAUUAGAUUCAACUUUAUUGUCAUUACACAUGUACAUGUACAAGGCAACGAAAUGCAGUUUAGCAUCUAACCAGAAGUGCAAUAAGCAGAAAGUGCAGGAUAUACGGUAUCUAUGAUGUACAUUAUUUACAGUGGGUAAACAGCAGUGGUAUGAACAAGAUCUAUGAAGUUGAAUAUAUUAUUGCAUGUACUAUAAACAAGAUAUACAGCUAAAACAAUAUACAGAUUAAGGUGCAGAUUAAGAUUAAGGUGCUAUGGACAUGAUAGAGGAAUGUACUGUAUAUAUAAAACAUGGUAAACAGGUGUAUACGGUAUAUAUGGAAUUUAUGUACAAAUGAGGUAUGAGGUAUGUACCAAUGAUAUACCUAGCAGACAAAAGGAUGAAAAGGAUUGUAGUGCAACUAAAUAAAAUAAUAAAAAUCUAACAAAACGCUACAAUAACUUCAUUUCUUUAACGUGUUACUGAGGUUUGAACACUAGAUGACAGUAAAAACGCUCCUCAUGGACCCUGAUGUGGCGGAAAUGACGACAGAGGCGCGGAAAGUUUAAAUUCGUCCAAACAGAAGCGGCGGUUGAUGCAGUCAUACGUUUACCGUGAUAAUGAUGCUAAGCUAACAUGCUAAGUUGUCAACAAAUCGUGAACUGCGGUAAUGUCGGUGUGCUUUGUGCAUCACAGUGUUCCGUACAGUUACACAAUAUGAGAGCCAUGAUGGAGAACACCUUCCCAGUAUACAAAGUGGAUGCCAUUGUGCAGUUUUUUCGAACUGACGUGUUGACAGGCCAAGAGGCAAAACACUUUGCAAAAAGUGACAUCACUCCCAAUCCGAAGCCGGAGGUCAUCCAGCGACUCUAUAUGAGAAUACUGCAGCUUCUGUAUCGCUUCAGACCUGAGUGCCAUUACUUGGCACCUCUGUCUGAGAACAUUCAGUACCCGAUGUUACACGAAUGGGCCACACCGAUCAUAAGUGUUUACUUAUGCAUGUGUCAGUUUUUACCUAUGUGCCAUGUGUAUGACUUCUCUAUGAAUGACCUGCUUAAUCCUAAGCCCAAGAGAACAAUCACUAUUUUGAGUGGCAUCCAAAAUUUUCUGCACUUCAGAAAACAAAGGCUGGAAAUAAUUGCAGGUCACCAGCAGGGUUUUCGUGCCGAUAUGGAUAAACUUCAGGCAUCCACAAAAGGGAUUAAGGAUGCUGAGAAAAAGAUUGAGAAGCUGAUGACGAUCCCACCAGAGCAACAAGCAGAGGCUAAAGAACUGGCUACAGCCCUUACAGAUGUUAAAAAUGCUACCAUGCAAGUGUCUCAGCAAGUGAAUUCCAUUAAUGAACAGGUUGUCGAGUGCAAAACAGAAAUCGCAGAACGGACACAGAAACUGAGCCAACGGAAGCUGGAAGUGGCCACUCAGAAGGACGAGAUCGCCAAACUCAAGUCUCAGAUCGUGGAGUCUCCUGAGGAGCUUAAAAAUGAGAUGGAGAAGAUGAAGGAGAACAUAAAAAACAUCAAGAUCUCUAAAGAACUUGCUGAUGAGAGGCUGGUGGAGCUGCAGAUUAAGGUUCAGUGUGCCAGCCAUGGUGAAGCUGAGAUACAGGUUAUACUGAAACAGCUGAUCGACCUGCAGUCCAGCAUGUGCAAGACCAACCAGCAGAAGGAAGAGGUUCAGAGUCUGGUCGCUCUCUCGGAAUCACUGCAGAAGGAGCUGAAGAGCUUCAGUACUGAAGAGGCUCAGUUAAAACGGGGGCUGACGAUGAAACUGGACAAAGAAUCCAAGCAGCACAUCCGCCGUCAGAAAAAGAAAGAACUCAAAGACCAGCAUGUCCAAAGUAUACUCGGACGAUACGACAAAAUCCACGAGAAACGGGAGGAAAUUGUGGCGCGGAUCAAGAACAUCAACCGCGAGGCCACACAGUUCAAAGCAAAAAUGCAGAAGUUGCGUGAUACCUGCACCCAGAACACAGAAAAAGCCCAGGCUAUUUACGAUCGUCUGCUCACCACGUUGGAACAGUAUCACAAACGCCUUGAGAACCUGGUGCUGGAGGGCACUGCCGACAUCAUGAAAAUGAAAAGCAAUUUCUAGCCUCGUUUUCACUCCUAGAUUCUUUUCUUUUUCACGUGGUGUCUCUUUUUUGUGUUCCAUUCACAAAUAUCUCGUUGUUGUAUGUCAUUGUACAUGUCUGCCUUUAUUUACAAAUAAAAUUCUUAAUAUCGCUUUUGCAACUAAA